Molecule: messenger RNA, 8100 nt
Organism: Parnassius mnemosyne (clouded apollo)
Lineage: Eukaryota; Metazoa; Arthropoda; Insecta; Lepidoptera; Papilionidae
Source: the annotation of a GenBank genome assembly
GAUUGUGCAGUAGAAAAAACAAUGGUGUGAUUCCAGAUUUUUAUUUAUACCAUCAAACAAGAGCUCGAUCCUGCAAUAACUUUCCAAAAUCUUCCCGAAGACUGUUACAACUUAGAUUUAUAUACUUUUUGUUAGUUUAGAGAAUGUUUGGGGUAGUCACUAGAGGAUGCCAACUGUGAGAGAGAAUAAAAGACGGAUAUAGUUAUUUAUUUAUUAAAUAAUAAUUAAUUGAUAGUCUGUAAUUCCUUAUUAUUUUUUAGUAAUCCAUUAUAUCCUGUCCUGAGGAAAUUGAGGUUUGAGAGAUGUAUCUAUCGAAUUAUUCUAAAUAAGGGAGUCGCGAUUGUAAUGAAGUUGACGAGUUCUAUUUAUUCGUAUUUAAUCUUUAGUUGAGAGUAGGCUUUUAGUGGCAAUUUUAAGACUACACGAUCAUAAUGAAUUACGAACGCAGUAGAAGAGACUGACGUCUUGUUUAUAGUCAUUUGAUGGAUAAUUAUGGACAAUAUGGCGUCGAAUGUGUCAGUAAGAAGCACCAAACAAAGGAAGGACAAUCUUAUUACGAGGAAACAGGACAAGAGUCCAGAGAAGACUAUCAGAGGGACUAGGGGUGCUUAUAGGGGCAUCCCUUCGACCUCAAAGAAGGAUGAGGAGACGGAUACAGGGUCUACGGAAAGGCUGGAUCGACCAAAGAAGUUCAUCUCGCAGAACAAGAGUGGCUAUGGACUUGGAAAACGCCCCGAUUUUUCGCUGAAGAACCGGAACGUGCAUCUAGCUUCGUCACGGUAUGGUCAGAUGACAUCGGGCCUGCAUGGGCAUGGGCACCAGAUCUCGCAGCCAGCUCACCACUUGGAGUCCACGGUGCUACCAGCUAAGGAGAAGACUGUUCAUGGCAAGGAGAAGACUUUCAAAGUGGUGAUGGGCGGCGAGGUGGGCGUGAUGAAGGCGCCGGUGCUGGGCCCGCGGCCGUACAAUGCGCUCGCCAUCAUACACACGCAGCAGAGCAACACCUUCGACAUGCUCAACUCACUCACGACCAGCGUGGCGAGUCAGCCCGUGGUGGGAGUGGGAGUGGGAGUGGGCGGGUAUCGGCGGCGCAGCUCUGGGCAGGGCGCGCUGUGCGAUCCCGAGCUAGACGACAGCGGCAAUAAACUCGUCGCGCGACUUGAGGACGAUGCCUUCAUAUCCGAACAGGAUCUGGAAGAAAAUAUUGAAAUUGCGACAGCGACUGAAAAGGGGCUACCACAUGCAGAUGAUACAGGAGGGGAGCAGCCGCAAGAACAGCAAAACGGUUUGGUGUAUGGUCCCAUAUAUGACAAACUGGAGCUGGAGAAGGAUAAACAGAAGCAGGAUAAAGAAGAUGAAGAAGAACCAAUUGGUGUAUCGCCUUGUGGAAGAUUCUUUAAGUAUGACAAGGAAGUGGGUCGAGGCUCAUUCAAAACAGUAUACCAUGGGCUAGACACACAAACUGGGGUUGCUGUUGCGUGGUGCGAGUUGUUGGAGAAAAAGCUGAACAAAACCGAACGUCUCCGGUUCCGCGAAGAGGCCGACAUGCUGAAAAAGCUCCAGCAUCCCAACAUCGUGCGCUUCUAUAACUACUGGGAGGGCACCGUCGCCAAGAAGAAGAACAUUGUAUUGAUCACCGAGCUCAUGCUCUCCGGGACACUUAAAGCUUACCUGCGGAGAUUCAAGAGGAUCAAUCCGAAGGUCCUCAAGUCAUGGUGCCGACAGAUCCUGAAAGGGUUGAAUUUUUUGCAUUCUAGGACACCGCCAAUUAUUCACAGAGAUCUUAAAUGCGAUAAUAUCUUCAUAACUGGCACCACGGGAAGCGUGAAAAUCGGAGAUCUCGGUCUUGCUACAUUGAAGAACAGGAGUUUCGCCAAGUCCGUCAUUGGCACGCCGGAGUUCAUGGCGCCGGAGAUGUACGAGGAGCACUACGACGAGUCGGUGGACGUGUACGCGUUCGGCAUGUGCAUGCUGGAGAUGGCCACUGGCGAAUACCCGUAUAGUGAGUGCAGCGGACCCGCGCAGAUUUAUAAGAAAGUUGUUUCGGGAGUCAAACCACAAAGCUUGGAAAAAGUGACCAUUCCAGAAGUAAGAGAUAUCAUCGAGUCAUGCAUAAGGCCGAAUAAAGCUGACAGGCCAAAGGUAAAGGAUCUUCUGAACCAUGAGUUCUUCGGUGAGGACAUUGGAUUGCGGCUUGAGAUUGUUGGUCGCGAUCUCGUCACUUCUUCCGACAUUACCAAGAUACAGUUUCGGCUCAAGAUCAUCGAUCCCAAGAAGAGGUCAUACACGCACAAGGAGAACGAGGCGAUCCAGUUCGAGUUCGACAUGGAGCACGACGACUGCGAGGAGGUGGCCAACGACAUGGCCAAGGCGGGCCUCAUCAUGGAGGAGGACGCGCGCAUCGUCUUCAAGCUGCUUAAGUCUCAGCUCAUCUCGCUCAACCGAGAGAGGAGUGAGAAGAAAGCCCAAAUGCUGUUUAAUCAAGAGCUGAUCAAUGAGCAGAAUCGUCAGCAGCAGUUACUUCUCGAGCAGCAGUUGAGACAGGUGAAAAUGAUCCAAAAUCAACAGCAAGCAGGUCCUGUAGAUCAAGUGAAAGCUGGUCUGCUCAAUGGUGUGGGAUCACAGCCUGGGCUAGCAACCGUGCAGCUAGACCAACAGUCACAACUACUUCAAGCUCAACAACAUCUCCUGCAACAACAAUAUCAACAACAUAUAAGUAAUGAAGAGACUGCCAUGAAGAUCCUGCAGCAUAAUUUCAUACAGUCCAGGAUAUCGCCCUCGCUAACCCCUGACCAGCAGAUACUCCAACAACAAAAGGCCUUGCUCGAACAAAACAUCAAACAACAAGUAAUCAUGGAACAGAAUCUUUUAAAUCAACAAAUGUUGGAGCAAACAGCACAGGGUCAGUUCAUCGAAAAUCAAGCCCAGCAGAUGCUCGAGCCUGUAUCGUCACAAACUCAACUUCAAUCAAACCUUCUUAACACGCAGUUUGGUAUAAACGAAAUCAGUAACCAAAAUCAGGCGUUGCAGCAACAGAUUAUACAACAACAGCAAAACAUUAUUGCACAUCAGGCAGCGGCGAUACAACAAAAACAAUUGGAAGAGCAGCUAACGGCGCAAGAGAAUAUCAUAAGCGGCCCGCAACCAAAUCUCGCAACCGGUCAGGUCCUGGACCCAUCCUUACAGAAUUUACAGAAUAUUCUUGCGCAGAUUAUACAAAGACCUGACACGCUACAGUCGCGGAAGGACUCAGAGUCAGAACAACAGCAAGUGGUACAGCAAACACAGCAAACACAACAAACUCCUGCCUUUAGCCAGCAACCUACCACAGAGAGUAUCGACGUUCCAGCCGCCACAUCCCAACAGGAACAGGAUUCAAUACAACAGAAAAUGAAUAAUUUCUUAGGAUCUCAGAUGCAACAACAAUCUAGUCAGAACAUUAAUUUUCAACAGAAUCAACAACAGUUUAUGCAGCCUCAUAUAUUAUCGGUUGACCCGGCCCUUUUAGCGCAGCAACAACAAGUAGCACAAGCGCAACAGCAAAUGGUUCAAGCCCAGCAUCAGUUGAAUAUGCAAAAGCAAAUGCUGGCACAACAACAGCUUGUCCUCCAACAACAGAUGCUAACACAACAACAGUUGCAACUGCCGGGACAGACGCUAUCGCCACAACAUUUUAGAAACACGAUCUUCCAACAACAACAGUAUUUAGCUCAGCAGGAACUGCAAAUACAGACGCAACAGAGCAUAAUAGAUCAGCAUAAUUUAGCGCUUAUGGCGCAGAAACAACAGCUAAUGGGUCAGCAGCAACAGAAGGUCGAAGAGAUAUUAAGAUCGCAACGCCCUGUGUAUCAACGGCAGAAUUCGGAACAAAGUCAGAUUAGCACAGCUGAUGUUCAUGACCAGCAGCACACAUUAGUACCAGAACAGUAUCAACAGAAACCUCCACUACAGACCCAAAUGUCUAUUGAUCAAAUGCAGUACCAGAACCCGUAUAUUGAUAUGCAAAUGCACAAGAAAGAGGAGCACUAUCAUCCUCAAAUGCAUUUGCUCCAGGGUCAGUCUCUUCCUCAUAACAUACGGGCACAGAAUUUCAAUGUAGUUCAGCAGAGUGAAAGGCAGAUAUCUAGUCAUGAAGGCACUCCGGUGCAGAAUUACUCUGUCAAUCCUCUGCAGAUGUACCAACAGCAGGGUCAGCCCGUCCAGAACAUGCAGAAUAUUCCUUAUCAGGCAGUAGAGUCUUCUGUUCCUACAUCUGUACAACAAAACCCUCCAACGGUUCAAGAAUCUGGUCCUCAGAUGUCAUUAGUUCAACAAUCUGUUCAACCUUCUGUGCAGCCGUCUGUUCAACCCUCUGUUCAGCCUUCUGUUCAACCCUCAAUUCCAUCUUCUGUUCAACCCUCAAUUCAAUCUGUUCAACCCUCUGCACAACCUCCAGUUCAACCUUCUGCACAACCUCCAGUUCAACCUGCCCAACCUCCUGUUCAACCCUCUGCCCAACCUCCUGUUCAACCUUCUGCCCAACCUCCAGUUCAACCCUCUACCCAACCUCCAGUACACUCUGCCCAACCUCCUGUACAACCCUCUACCCAAUCUACAGUUCAACCCUCUGUUCAGCCUUCAGUUCAGUCCUCUGUUCAAAACCAAGAAUCUAUACCGCAACAAUUGAACAUACAGUCCGAUCACUCGGAUAAUGGACAUCAUAGCAAUGGGGGCCAGAAGGAGCAAUUUCUGACACCUAUGACGGAGUUUCCCUCAGGGGCUACACAUCCGGAAUCGAUAAAGCCACCAGACUUGAGUUCCGUAGAUGAGAAGCAAGGGGAAACCCAACAAGAAGGUGGCACAGCAAUUCCCUCACCUAUCACAAAUGAGAAAAAAUCUCGCGGCUCCAAAAAGCGAUCUCGAGAAAAGGAUAAGCUUCCCAAACUUACUGUGUUGGAGAUCAAUGAAGCGGCAACAGUGGUGGAGUGUCAGCUCGAGUCUAAAUUCAAAACCGUCACCUUCAAAUUUGACGUCACUGAUGUCAACCCGGAGGAGAUUGCUAGUAAUCUUGUGUCGAACAACCUCCUGCCGGAGGUGCAGAGCGGCGCGUUCACGGAGCUGAUCCGCGACAUCGUGCAGCAGCUGCUCAACGAGCCGGGCGUGCUGCCCGUGCUGGGGCCCGCGCACCACGCCGCGCUGCGCCUCAACAUCGACCGGACUGACUAUGACUCAGAAACGACGGAGCGUGAAGAAAACCUGACGGACUCCAAUCAGGACAACUCGGAGUGCACGACGCCCACCGCCAGUCAGGACAGCAUCGCGCUGGCCGAGCUCGCGGACGACGAGCCUGCGCCGCCCGCCCCUGCUCCCGCCCCCGCGCCGCCCCUGGCGCCCACCGUGCCGGCGCAUGUGCCUGUUCCUGUCGAAAUAUCCUCAAGGAAGAUCAGCACUGCAUCUUCCAUAGGUUCUAAUCAAUCCGAUGGGGGAUCUAUAGCACCAGAUCGCUCAGGGAGCUCAGAGUCACAGAAUGGCGACAAAAAAACACAAAAACCCACUCGUAAAAUAUCGAGAUUUCUAGUCAGUCCCGUCGUAGACCGCGGUGAGGAAGUAUCCGAAGAGAAGACGGCCGAUGAGCCAGAGAAGCCGGUAGAGCCUAAACUCUAUUCCGAAGUCGCCAAAGAACCACGAAGACUCGACGCCCAAGUCAACGGUCUUCCGGAGCAAGAACCUCAGCCACCACCAGUACAACCUGUCUCUCAAGUCAUUCCUCAAGAAAAUUAUGUUCCUACCCAACAGUAUUCAGUAGCUUCACAGAUAACGCACGCACCUCCAACUAUGCCCGAGCAUCGGACCAUAGACACAAAACCAGAGAUUCCUAUUAGUGUGCCAAUGCCACAGAGCACUGUGCCACCGUCAACCGCCCCUAUUACUACCAAUAUACAGUCGACAAUACCGCAAGUUUUACCGUUCCAAAACAAUAUAGUCAACCCUAAUUUGCUAAGUGGAGCCCUACAAGCCAAUAUGACGAAUUUAAGUACGCCGUUACAAAUAGCAACAGAUACUCCGUUGUUAGGGUUGAGUCAAGUGGGAACUCCAUUGGGAGUGAGCGGCGAACUGGGUCUAAGCAUGGGAUUAGGUGCAGUAGGUUCAACGUUGGGUGAUCCCAUGGGGAUAACAAGGCUCCCUUUCGCGCAGCCUGCACUUACGCCCACGCCUGGACUAAGUGACACGCUCCCCAACGCUGAAAACAUACAGAGGAUGCUGUUGAAGCAAAAUAUUAUGAAUCAGCAACAGAAUCUAACUGGUCCCAACCUUCUGGGCCUCCUUAACCAGCAACAAUACCCUCAACCUGACCUCGCUCUGCACAGCAAUCUACUCACCAACGCUCAGCCAGUGGGCGGUGUGACGUCAGCGAGAUUGCCCCCGCACUACCAGCCGCAGAGGUACUACCAGCCCAUGUUGGCCACAGCAAACGACUUCAUAGUUCAACAGCAAGUACUGCAAAAUUCUGUAUCGCAACUGAGUGGGCAGGCUAUGGGUGCUGGCUUUGGGCUCGGGCUGGGACUUGGAGUUCCACUGCAAGGAGGACUAGGUACUCCUCUGCUGCAGCACCAGAAUAUGGGGCUCGCCGCACAGAGUCUUGCGCUCAAUCAGAACAUCAUGGGGCAGAAUCUUGGACAAAAUUUGGGUGUGGCGCCGCAGAGCCUAGCAGUGGGCGGGCAGAAUCUCAUGGGCGGCGCGGCGCUGGGCCUGGUGGCGCCGCACCACGCGCUGCGCCGCCCGCUCGACGUCACCACACGUUUAACGAAUAUGAACUCGACGGGCUCGACUCAGCCCAGCACGCCGAAAACUCAAUCCUACGAAUAUAUGCUGUCGCUACAGCAGAAACUGUCUGCUAUAUCUAACAGUGGUCCAGUAUCACCACAGUCUCCAAUAGAAUACAGUCCUAUGCUCUCGCCGACGCAACGUGAAAUCCACGCAAUACAACCACAUAAGGGCGACGGCAACGAAGUGCUUGGCAGUGAAGGUAGAGAGAGCGCAGAUUUGGUCGGUCCGUCCGCUGAGGCGGGACAUGCGUCGCGUCUGGCUCACUUGGACCAUGAACUAAGCAAGAUCAGCCUCCAUUACAAGCAUCCGCCAACAAAGGAUGUGUUUAUGCAACACAAUGCAGAGGAACAUGACUUGCUUUCUGACAACAUUAAUGAUGGUGCUGGCAAUACAUAUGAAGAGCUGGGCGCGGAGUGGGAGAGCGCUAGGCAACGAUACUGCGUAUCGCGAGCAGCUCCGUGCCGCGGCUACGCACUGUGCCGCCUGCUGCCCCGCACGCGAGUGCACGCGAAAGACUCGUCGCACGGGUUCGGUGAGAGCGGUCUGGACGAGGUGUCGUGUGAGCACAGCUCGUGGUGCGAGGAGGGCGGGGAGGAGACGGAGGGCGCGGAGGGUGCGGAGAGCGAGGAGGCGGGCGACACGUACGUGCUGACGGACUCUGCGCGCGCGCGCUGCUACGUGCUCACGGACGCGCUCAGCGGCCGCACGGCCACCGUGCUCGACCCCGCGCCGCUGCAGGGAGAAACGAAAAUGAGCACAGACGAAUUAGAAGACCGAGAACGCAGUUUCUUAAUUCUUGAUCCGGUGCGCGAUAUGACGUGUACAGUCAUUAGUCGUACGUUGGACUUAGAGAGAGACUCCGCUUUCGAGGACUUCGUCGAAGGCUGCUCCUCGCAGGAGAGUAUUCCAGAGGAAACAGCGGAUAGUAUAUCAGCGACAGAGGAGCUGAACAAAUGGCGGACGGUCGAAAUCGAAGGUCAGCCGUGGCGUGAGGGCGACACGUUGUCGAGCGUGGCGGGGAGCGUGGCGGGGAGCGAGGCGUGCGGCGCGCGCUACGUGGCGGGCGUGGCCAGCGGGCCGGCCGGCGCGCUGCUGGCCGACGUGCUGCUGGACGACGUGCUCACCGACAGAGUGCUGUGCCGGCAGAUGGUGUUGGUGUCGUUGCGCGCGGCGCCGCAGUUAUGACAUGUGUAGCGAUUCACCUUGUACCUUAUAAUAUUUAUUGUACCGUGUAACAUAUAUUAUAUCUAUAUCAUUACUCCUAAAUAAAAUAAUAUUCAUAUGUGAUAUCUC